AUGAAUGCUACAAGUAGCAUUGACAAUACUCUUUCAACCACAUCAUAUCAACUCAAUAUUUGGUUUGGUUCAUUUCUUUGGAUAGCAGGUAAUCUUGGUUGUAUUGGUAAUAUGAUAGUGUUUUGUUCUCAAUCAUUUCGUAAACGAGCUUAUUCAAUUUAUUUAUUUGCGGCUGCAGUGGCUAAUUUACAUUAUUUCAAUUUUGUACUACUUACGCGAAUAAUUCAAAAUGGCUUUCAAUUUCCAAUUAUGAAUCGUUUCAUUAUUAUCUGUAAACUUCGACAAUUCAGUACAAUAUGGGGUAAUGUAGUCUCUUAUAGCUUAUUUGCAUUUGCAAUACUUGACCGAGUUUUGUCAACACAACGUUCAAAUAGAUGUCGACAAUGGAGUAAUCGUGUUUCACUAGCAUAUAGAAUGGUUAUCGUAAUUCCAGUCUUUUGGUUUCUUCUUCUUAGUCAUCGAAUUGUGUUAUAUAGCAUAAACAAUGGUAUUUGUAGUCCUUUAAAAGGUUUCUAUGCUGUCUAUGAUACUUACUUUCAAGUUAUUUUUUCUUCAUUUUGUCCAGUAAUUGCUAUGUCUAUCCUGGCUUAUUUUUUAAUGAAAAAUGUUCGAGGAGUUGCUCAACGAAGAAUUCAACCCACUAAUAAUGUGUCUUCAAUCAUCAUUCGAAACAAUUCAAUAAUCAAUCAAAUGGAUUCACAAUUAACAAUAAUGUUAACAUUAGAAUCACUUAUCACCAUUAUAACAUAUGUUCCAUACGCUGCGCAGUUAAUUUAUGUAAAUAUAACACAAGAAUGGUACAAAACACCAUUACAAUUGGCUUGGGAAAAAGUAUUUACUGAAUUAAUUCAUUUAUUUUCAUAUCUUUUUUUCGCGACGAGUUUCUAUGUGUCAAUCAUUUCAAAUGUUGGUUUUCGUCGAAAAUUCAAAAAAAUAUUAGACAUGAAAAGAUACAAUGACUCAACAAAUCAUACACUUACUUUUCACCGUACUUGA
Messenger RNA from Rotaria sp. Silwood1, 996 nucleotides. NCBI's taxonomy places the organism in Eukaryota, Metazoa, Rotifera, Eurotatoria, Philodinida, Philodinidae. The record is from the annotation of a GenBank genome assembly.